AGUAGUCGCCCGUCUCGCUCUUGGAUUGGUGCAUUUGUGUCAUCGCUUAGAAAAAGUAACAUGGCGGCGGCCUUGCGAGCCGCGAAGCGGUUUUUGCAGGUUUCGAGCAAGGUGACGCCAACAUUGUCUCGUUCAGCAUUCCAAGCAGAAAGAAAAGAUUCAAAUAAUCCUAACUGGAUAGCAGUUGGCCUCAGUCUUUCUUCAACAGUCCUAUUAUGGGUUAUGCUCAUCAGGCAUCAUAAUUAUGAACUGGCAGAAUAUGAAAGGAGAAAAACAGAGCAAGGUUCUUAAUGCCAAUGCAAUUGCUAUGGUUGAAGAUAUCUUAUAGCUGAUGCAUAUUCUGCAGUGAAAUUAUCAAAGCUGGAUCUAUUCCUAAUUAAUGCUAAUCUUCAUGAAAUAAAACACUGACUAGUAUGGAAAGUGACUAAAA
This is a messenger RNA of Python bivittatus (Burmese python), 430 nucleotides long. RefSeq names its product NADH:ubiquinone oxidoreductase subunit C1 (gene NDUFC1). Gene Ontology annotation, cellular component: mitochondrion; respiratory chain complex I. Lineage: Eukaryota; Metazoa; Chordata; Lepidosauria; Squamata; Pythonidae. The record is from RefSeq and is a predicted model, not a curated record.